AUGGCGAACCCGAGCCGUAGAGGAGUUUCGUGUAUUGUAGGCUUCGCUACAAUUGCCUCAGUCGUGGCUGUCCUCUUCCUUGUAUCUUGUUGCGUCGUUGUGCCCAGUGUGAAGCAGAGUCUAGGAACUUCAACUACGCGUAGGCUAGCUGACAAGGAGGAAGCUAAGUACGAUGACUCAUCUACACGUACUCUAGGAUACAUAUGCGAGUCGCAAGUACUUGAAGAGAGGAUUUCCACUCGUCCGACAGAAUCUCCUGAACUUACGAAACCGGACGUUGGUGAAGCACGCUGCAUUGCACACCGAAAGCGGGAAAGGGAGGAAGAUCCAUAUGGACCGUUUGCUGACGAAAAUGAUGAGUAUUGUGUGAGACUGGGGGAAAGGGAAGGAGAGGAGUCAAGGGAUCUUCAGAAGCUACCAGAAAACCUGCCAACACUUAGCCUGGAUCCUCUGGACAACCGAGGGGCGGGUUCUUCCCACCUGAAAUCAUACCAACUUCUGGAGCAAUACAUAGAGGAAGUGUUGGCUGCAGACGAAGCAGGCCUCUCUCUGGAUGCGUGGCUACUUGACCCCACGAAGGAAAUGCCUUCACGCCCGGCUUCUAGUGAAUUGCAACGUACAAGCGAGGAGUCAUCCAACGACGAAGACGACGGAGAGGCGCACUCAAGUGCUGCCGCACCUACAUCGUUCGAAGGGGGCACUUCUCUGAGCGGAGUAAUGGCGCAACAUUUUUUGGAGGGCCUCCUGGGGCCCUCAGGUUCAUCGGUCCCAUCUUCAGAAGCAACUAAGUCUCGUGAGGGGUCGCGCGUCUUGCAGGCCAGCACACUGUCGCACGAUUCGCAAUUCUCACCCACCCAACAGCAUUCUCAACUGGUGAACAAUGACCAAACGCAUAGUCAUCCUCUGGAACAAUACAUAGAGGAAGUGUUGGCUGCAGACGAAGCAGGCCUCUCUCUGGAUGCGUGGCUACUUGACCCCACGAAGGAAAUGCCUUCACGCCCGUCUUCUAGUGAAUUGCAACGUACAAGCGAGGAGUCAUCCAACGACGAAGACGACGAAGAGGCGCACUCAAGUGCUGCCGCACCUACAUCGUUCGAAGGGGGCACUUCUCUGAGCG
Molecule: messenger RNA, 1117 nt
Organism: Eimeria acervulina
Lineage: Eukaryota; Apicomplexa; Conoidasida; Eucoccidiorida; Eimeriidae
Exons: 1
Source: RefSeq, a predicted model, not a curated record